AUGUACAACAUCAUUCUGAUAGCGCUUCUGUUGGGGUAUCUUGUAUUGUUAGUAGCGCUUGGUAGUGCGGCAUUGUAUUGCCACAACGAGAAAGAAAGAAAGAAAAAAAAAACAACCAAGCGAAAAUCAAAAACGAAAAAAAACAGAAGGUUUCAGGAAGCUUUUUACAACAUAGAGGUUUUACAUCCAUCACAAUUGAUUAUGCCAAUGAACAUAGAAUCACAAAGAGGACAGCAAUCGCGUCUGGACUAUAGUUUAAGGCAAGAUCAUUUUGUCUACGACGAUGACGAAAUUCCUCCGCCUCCUCCUCCACUUCCACCAACUGAUUCUCAACAAGAAUUUGAAACAAACUAUCUGCAAUUUGACGAUGAAAUACCACCUCCACCUCCUCCUCCUCCUCCCCCUCCGCCGCCACCACAAGAUGAUGAUAUCCCUCCUCCACCACCUCCACUUCCAGUACAAGAAGAUGAAAUCCUAUUGGAUGAACCCCUUGCAGAUGAUAAAUACACAGCAGAAUCAGAAUCUAGUCGACAUCAACCAUCUGAAACACACAAACAAGAGCAAAGACAUAAAAAACAACGACAAAAUCGAGAGCAUGGUCAUCAUCCAAGAAAAAGACAAAGAAAGUUUCUCUAUAACUCAGGUGAAGGCCUAUUAUUAUGUUCAUUCUAUACUAAAGUCGGAGCAUGCCGUCAUUAUGGUAGAUGUACCAAGAGACAUAUAGAUCCGACCGUAUCUAAUACAAUAAAGAUAUCUAAUCUUUAUCCAAACCCACUAGCCAAAUAUGAUUUUCCAGAUGAUGAAGAUGAAAAUUCUGAAGGAAGUGAAGUAGAAGAGGCAGACGCGGGUGUUGAUGUUGAUGUGAAUGGUAACAAAGAAUCUGCUUCUGGUGAAAAGACCGUCUCAAAACCUUCCAAUUAUGAACCUGAAGUACAACUAACUGAAGAAGAGAUCCAAGAGAAAUUUGAUCUAUUCUAUAAAGAUGUAUUUACACAUAUUUCAAAGUUGGGUGAAAUUAAGAAUCUCGUAGUUUGUGAGAAUGUGAACAAUCAUCUUAAUGGGAAUGUUUAUGUUCAAUUUGUAAGAACUCAAGAAGCCAGUGAAGCUAGCAAGCAGUUGAAUUCAGAAUGGUUUAAUGAGAGACCUGUCUAUAGUACAUUGUCACCAGUAAGAGAUUUUGAGGAGGCUUAUUGUCAUGAAUAUAGUGUUGGUGCUUGUGAGCAUGGGGAAAGGUGUAAUUAUAUGCAUCUUAGAUAUCCAACACCUGACCUUGAACAAAAAAUGUAUAGAUCUCAAGAGAAGAGCUAUUUGAUUAAAAGAUUGGCUCGAUUGAAAGAAGAACUUCCGAAUGCUGCUAGUUUUGAAGCCAAUGGUAGCACUAAAGCUGAAAAGGGUUCCGAAAAAUCACAACAGGGUACUAAAGUAUUACUUCAGCAAUUAUACUGA
Messenger RNA from Candida tropicalis MYA-3404, 1446 nucleotides. RefSeq lists its product as uncharacterized. NCBI's taxonomy places the organism in Eukaryota, Fungi, Ascomycota, Pichiomycetes, Serinales, Debaryomycetaceae. Gene Ontology annotation, biological process: mRNA splicing, via spliceosome. The record is from RefSeq and is a predicted model, not a curated record. The transcript has a single exon. Gene Ontology annotation, molecular function: pre-mRNA 3'-splice site binding; metal ion binding. Gene Ontology annotation, cellular component: spliceosomal complex; U2AF complex. Bases 1 to 1446 code for a protein of 481 amino acids.